Trichomycterus rosablanca is the source of this 1327-nucleotide messenger RNA. It is a transcript of the gene ccdc28a, whose product is annotated as coiled-coil domain containing 28A. The transcript has 6 exons. Lineage: Eukaryota; Metazoa; Chordata; Actinopteri; Siluriformes; Trichomycteridae. The record is from RefSeq and is a predicted model, not a curated record. The coding region runs from base 161 to 703 and encodes 180 amino acids.
CGUGACGUCACAUUUCGCACUGUACCAGGAAGAAUCAUCGGCAAAGUUUUUCAUUAGCAGUAUUCGAUUAAAUUAACUAAUAAAGCGAUUAAUCUGGAUUUUUUUAAUGAAUAUUUUAACAGAAGAGCCUAAAGUCUGAGAUUUUGAUGUCGGUGGCACAAUGGAAGAGAGGAAGGUAAAGAGGAAAAUUUCAAGACCAUCAACCAACCAGGCUGCACCUCCAGUCAACGCCCGGGGCAGAAUCACUUCCAGCGGCAAAUCCAUCGGCUUUAGCAAUGCGAAUCAAAAAACAAGAUAUCGUCGAGGCGUAAGAGACAAACUAAAGCCACAGAGUCAGUUAAGUAAGGGCAGCCAGUCAACUUCUAUUCAGCAUUCCUUCCUUACAGAUGUGUCUGAUGUGCAAGAGAUGGAAAAAGGCCUGCUUAGCCUUCUAAAUGACUUUCAUUCUGGAAAACUCCAGGCCUUUGGUGACGAGUGUUCCAUUGACCAAAUGGAGCAUGUACGAGAGAUGCAGGAGAAACUGGCCAGUCUGCACUUUGACCUCCAUGGAGAGGUGGAUAAAAUGCCUGAGGAUGAGCGUAAGCUUGCCUUCGACGUCAACAUGGAUAAACUGUUAUUAAAUCUCGAAGAAUUAAGUUCUUCAAUACAAAAGUUAAACCUCGCCGAUAACCAGGAUGCCCCAAGAACAUCAUCCAGCAUGUGAACGGACGGAGCUCCAACGACUGUUGCAGUGCAGAGUUUAAUAUAUUUGUUGCACAAGAACAGCAUGUGAACCAGUAUUACAGUUAACCAUCAGCAACAUUGUGGAGUUGUGAACCUAUUAAACUGCCUUAAUUUCACUAUGUAGUUUUUAAAUGGCACAUAAAGCGGCAGUCAGCAUAUUAUCCAAAACACAUUCUUCACCAGGGUAAUUUUGAUGUGGCUUGACCAAAUUACAAUGUAUGAACUAAGUAAUGUAUUUAUUUCCUCUUCCUAUAAUAAUUGUGCACACACACUGUAUGUAUAUAACACGUACACACCACACAAACAUAUGAACUAUCCUUUUUAAAUUUGAUCGAAAUAUUCUUAUCUUUUAUUUUAACUUUAUAAUUUUGAUUUAUAAACACUGGCAGAGAUUUCAAAGACUUUAACUUUUGAUUUUAACCCUAAACACUUACAAUUAGGAUAAUUUGCCUUAUUGCGGUGUUGAAAAAUAUGCAAAGGAAAUGUCUGUAACUGAGACUACUUGGUGAAAUGUUAUUUUUUAUAUAAGACUUUGUGUAUACUAAUGUACUUUAUUUAAAGUAAAAUGAUUUACACCUACUAAUAAAAUCAGGUGACCGAAAAA